Molecule: messenger RNA, 2469 nt
Organism: Xenopus laevis (African clawed frog)
Lineage: Eukaryota; Metazoa; Chordata; Amphibia; Anura; Pipidae
Gene: zfp64.L
Product: ZFP64 zinc finger protein L homeolog
Exons: 6
Coding region: 272-2272 (666 amino acids)
Biological process (GO): regulation of transcription by RNA polymerase II; negative regulation of transcription by RNA polymerase II
Cellular component (GO): nucleus; nucleoplasm
Molecular function (GO): DNA-binding transcription repressor activity, RNA polymerase II-specific; RNA polymerase II cis-regulatory region sequence-specific DNA binding
Source: RefSeq, a predicted model, not a curated record
AUUACAUAUACAGGGAGGAUCAUUAUUAUUAUCUAUACAGGGUGCAGGCAGAUUAUAAGGGAUACAAUGAGCAGAGAGGGGAGCCCCAGACAAGCAGCAGUGCAUAGAGUAUAGAGUAUACAGGGGGAGGGGGAGGAGUACAUUAUAGACAGAGCGCGGGGCGGGCAGAGGAUACACUGGGGGAGGCUCCGGGUCGGUAUAAAGAGCCAGGCGCCCUCUAGUUAGCGGAAGUCUCCGUGUUUCCUCCAUCCGCCGCCCUCUUACAUCGGCCAUGAACCCCGGAACUGUCGGCCAGGCCUUCCCCGCGGUGCAGUUUCACGGUGGAGCCGCCGUUUUGGUUGAAAUCACUACAGACAUCCACAUCUGUGGCCUGUGCAAGCAGCAGUUCACCAACUUGGACUCCUUCGUUGCCCACAAGCAGAGCGGGUGCCAACUCAUCUCUGGCUCGGGAGCAACGAGUGCUGUGCAGUUUGUAGCGCAGAAUGAAGCCGGGACCCCAACUCAGACCUCUCCCCGGACCAUCACUUCUGAGACCCAAACCAUCACUGUUUCUGCUCCGGAGUUUGUCUUUGAGCACGGAUAUCAGACCUUACUGCCGAGUGACCACGCUGAGUCCCAGACCACGGAACGCGUCUCUCCACCCACCAAGUGCCGUAGGACAGUGUCGGGGUCCUCAUCCCGCAGGAAACACAGCUGCACGUAUCCUGGAUGCCAGUUCAAGACUGCGUAUGGGCUGAAAGAUCUGGAGCGCCACUUAAGAACUCACACGGGGGACAAGCCCCACAAAUGCCCAACCUGUGAUAAAGCGUUUAGCAGGAAGGACAAGCUGAAGACCCACAUGCGCUCCCACACGGGGGAGAAACCGUUCAAGUGUAAGGAGUGUGACUACAGGGCGGCAGACAGCAGCAGUCUAUGCAAGCACCAGAGAAUACACACCAACGAGCGACCGUUUAAAUGCCAGAUCUGUCCGUACGCCAGCCGGAACUCCAGCCAGCUCACCGUGCACCUACGCUCCCACACAGGGGACGCUCCCUUCCAGUGCGUCCUGUGCAACGCCAAAUUUAAAAUAAACUCCGACUUAAAAAGGCACCUGCGAGUUCACACGGGGGAGAAACCGUACCGCUGUGACUUCUGCAACUUUGUCUGCGCCAUGAAAGGAAACUUGAAGUCCCAUAUCCGGAUGAAGCACAAUGCAGAGACCACGUUUAAAUGCAUGGAGUGCAAUUUCCAGUGCGGCAGCAAAGCUGACUUGAGGCAUCACUUGCGGUCCCACCUCCCGGAGCAGCCGGUGAAAUGCGCCGAAUGCACCUACUCCUGUUCCAGCAAAGCCGCCCUGAAAGUGCACGAGAGGAUUCACUCUAAAGACCGUCCCUUUAAAUGCAACUUCUGCCAGUUUGAUACCAAACAGCGCAGCAACUUGACCACCCACAUAAAGAAAUGUCACGGUGACCAAGUUAAACCCAGAAAGAGCUCCCUGCACAGAAAAGAAGGGGGCUCCCCAAGGCUUUACACUUCCCGGAAAGGCACCAAGUUAGAAGCAAAAAAAGCUUUCAAUUGUGACCUUUGUGAUGCCUCUUUUGUUCGAGAAGACUCUCUGCGCAGUCAUAAGAAACAGCACACGGAGAUCAUCGCUGCCCAAAAGGCUUCAGGCCUGGACUUGAUCCCUCUGCAGAGCCAGGCCCCACGUUCCAGUACGAUCGCAAUCAGGAAUAUCAAGUUUCCCCCGGCAAUUCUACCUUUUGGGCAAGAUGGCGUAAAGCUCAUGUCUGACCAUCCCCUAAUAGAAGGUAGUACGACAGAGACCACGUCAGAGCCUGCUAGAGCUUUAGAUGGUGUGUCCAAGGUCCAAGACCACAUGGCGUCCAGCCAGCUCAGACUGUUGAGUCAGGUCAAUUUGAUAGCGUCGCCUUCUGCUGUCCAAAGUCGGACUGCCCAAAAACUUCCUUUACCUGAUAUGGGUAACAAUCCCAUCCAACAUCAUCUGGAUGAAAGUGCUAUGGACAAUGACCAGGAGACUAACGACGAGGCUUUUAUGUCCGCCUCCAGCAUCGACGAGUGCUCCGACCUUGAACGUCUUCGUAUAAUCAAAGAGGAGCCCAUAGAAGUGACAAUUGUUAGUGAUGCUGGAGACUAUAUCAGAAUAGAGGAACCUCAUCAGUCUCCCAUCUUCUCUCCGUCCCCCCUUGUUAACCCACCCAAACGCAGUUACAUCGUUGUCCAGGCAGAUCCUCACUCUGCUCUUCUGUGUCCAGCAGACUCCAUACCAGACUGAUCCCCCGCCUGUCUCUUUAUACCCAGUACAAUGAACACUGAAAUGUCUCUUUGCCUUGACAUACAGCUGUCUGUGGAAAUGCAUGAGCAAUGGUGGCGUCCGAUGAUAAAAACUGUUAGCAGCCUAGCAGGCACCGUGGUGGAUUAUACCAAUAAAAGUGGAGUAAACCAGAAUAAACCAAUUUCUUUUUUCUAAAA